Molecule: messenger RNA, 3137 nt
Organism: Alternaria alternata
Lineage: Eukaryota; Fungi; Ascomycota; Dothideomycetes; Pleosporales; Pleosporaceae
Exons: 1
Coding region: 385-2919 (844 amino acids)
Biological process (GO): ribosomal small subunit export from nucleus; mRNA export from nucleus; protein import into nucleus
Cellular component (GO): nuclear pore
Molecular function (GO): protein binding; structural constituent of nuclear pore
Source: RefSeq, a predicted model, not a curated record
AGAGGAAAGUCAGCCUUGUUGUGCUUGUCUAGUGCCUUGUAGCCUGCUGUACCUUUGCUGUCGCAUAUGAACUCGGCUUGUCGAGGCGGUCAAUGGUACUUCGAAGCGCCGGCAUGAUGGCGUACUCUCUAUCCCAGUUCCAAAUGGAAAUACGUUAAGCGACCGUAUCCGGAGCGUUCAGAAGUUAUCGAGCGUGGUUGUGGAGCGAGUGUAAGGUUCGGAAGUGGAAAGUUGAGCUCGGAGCUCCCCAGACGCGUCGGCCUUGGCGCAGUAUCGCGCGGCUGGAACUUUUGUUUGUCCAGAGACUCUUACCUUUACAGACCACCCGACUAUUACCUACCCACAUUCCGAAUCUCUCAAUCUUGCUCGGGGCAGCUCUCUACGAUGCCAAAAGUACUGGGUUACACGCCGGACUGGCUCAGUCGGCCAAACCCAGGCUAUCAUCUGUUUGCGCCGAAGCAGACCAACGGAAAUGGAGUCGCUGCAAAGAAACAGGAACCUGGACCACGAAAGACAAUUGCGACCCGGGGCUCCGAAAUCUUCGUCGCCGUCGGGAACGAAAUACGAUGGGCGGAUCUGGUCAAUCUCAAGGAAGAACAACAACCCGCAUACCGAACACUACGAGUCUCGAUACCUCUACCAAUCACGCGUCUUGCCAUUUCUCCCGAGGAAGACUACCUCGCCGUCUCCACCUCGCACACCGUACACGUAAUACACCUUCCCGACUCGUCGUUGCUUGGAGCCGGCGAGGACGACGGCCCUUUGAAGCCAAAGACGUUCCAGUUGGGACCAACUGUGCAUGUGCUGGAAGAGUCGCCCGUCGCAACAACGCUAUGGCAUCCUCUGGGCUACCAUGGACGCUGUCUGCUCACCGUCACAAAGGCGGGAGUAGUCCGGCUAUGGGAGAUCAACCGCGCCGACAGGUCUACCUUCAGUGAGCCGUCGCUCUCCAUCGAUCUGCCCAAACUCGCAAAUGCUACAAGCGAUCAGGACGAUCUGAGCGCCUCCAAGUUCGGAGCUUCCAAGGGUUUCUCUCCCGACUCGGUGGAGCUGGAAGUUGCAUCUGCAUGCUUUGGCGACUUUCCAGACCAAGAAGGUGUCCAUGGCUGGGCGCCAAUGACGUUGUGGAUUGCUACUGUGCUCGGAGAUGUAUACGCCCUUUGCCCUUUGCUACCGAGCAAAUGGCAGCUGAUCGAAUCACCCGGCAGCCAUACCUUUCUCCAGACCCUGACCUCAUCCAUCAACAUCGCUUACGCUGAGCUGUCCGAGGAUGAUACGUCGCCCAAGCACGAACUGAAGACAUCGGAGAAGCAGGUCUCAUGGCUAUCCGACAUCAUAUACGAGGAACCUCUUGUAGAGGAACGGCCACAGGGUGACACAGUGCAGGUCUUCGCUCGCCCACAAAGCGCGCCUGCGGUGCCGUUGCUACAGGGGCCUUUCACCAUCUCGCCCGAAGUAGACGAUUUUGAGCUCAGCGACAUGAUCGUCUUCUCCCUCAAGACCCUUUCGGAAAGCGAAGAGGACGAGGCUGCAGAAGGUCUUCCUACUGCUGUUGUGUGCUUGCUCACAGACACGAGCAAGGUACAUGUCUGCCUAGACCUUGAGGGUAUCAUUGGGCGAUGGCUACCAUCUCCGGAAGACGAAAUCGAUGCCAUAAUAACCACCGAUCAUGAGUUGAUUAUCGCGGAAACCGUCACAUUGGUGGAAGGCGACGAUCCUUCAUUCAAUCAAAACAUCACGCCGGAUGUGCAUACCGACUUCUCAUUCUUCGUAUCGCAUGCCAGUGGAGUUUUCUACGUUUCCAUGGAGCCUUGGGUCAGGAAGCUUGAGACGGAACUCUCCCAGCCGCAGACCGAGGGCUCGCCUUUCCGUAUCAAGCGUAUACUGGAAUCGGCGAACACCGUUGUAGACCAAUACCUACAGCGACGCGUAUCCGGCGACCUGGCGGAACAGGAAGUGACCGCAGUUGCUGUCAUUGAAGAUGGAAACGUGGGCUACCUUCUUCUUACCACUGUAGACGGUGAGCCUCAGGCUGCCCUACUUGAUGCGCCUGAAGACGGUCUCCCUACCCAGGAAGAGCUUGCUGAAUACAUGGCAAUCACCGGUCCUACCAAGGAAGUACGUCAGGCGUGGCAGCCAUCAAAGGAACUCUACGAGCCGUUCGAUCUCUAUGGAUCUAUCAACAUUCCCGCGCGACACAGAGGCGCUCUUAAAGAUGAAAUCAGGUUAUCUCCUGCAAACUUGGGGCUCCUCAUGGAUGUCCAUCGCGUACUCUCUGCACAGACGUCUAAACUCCAGCUCGCCGUAUCCGAUCUGUUCAACCGCGCGACACGACUCCAGGAAGAGUUCAGGGAUCAAAUAUACAGGACGUCUGAGAUUGCAACGAACAUCGACAGCGUCACUGGUAAUGACCAAGCCGGCUCGGAGAACGGAUCGACAUACGGCAGCGCCAACAUAGACGACCGCAUGGAGAAGGCUAUAGCGCGACAAGAUCGUAUCAAUGCUCGCUACGAAGCCCUCCGACGGAAGAUGGUCAGCAUCGGCUCCAGUGAGCUCAGCGAAAAAGAGAGCAACUGGAUUGAAGAGUUACAAACUAUGGACAGCGCCAUUGACCCCUCGAGCGAGACGUUGACUGACAAUGUUGACGGUAGCGAACACCCCGCCUGGCAACGUCUCGACAGGAUCAAGGAGGUACACAAGGAGCAGGCGAAGCAGAUUGAAGCAGCCAUGCAGAACGCCAAACAAAGAAGCGAAAGCGAACAAGCAAGAAGUACUGGUGUCAAAGUACCAAGUCAUUCAAGGAAGGCGGAAAAUGAGCAGGUACAGGAGUUGAUACAGCGGAACGACUUCCUAGUAGAGGCUGCUGUGGACAGGCUGAGGAGUCUGGGAAUCAACGUACCUGUUGAAGGUGGGAAUUAGGUGUGCAGGAAGUGUGACGUUCACACGUUGUUGUUGAAAGUUCAGGUUCUUGGGUAUGGUCGCAUGAUGAAGAGAUUAUAGAAUGAAUGUCUCACAGUUUUGGUAUGACUAUCAACUUAGCGAUAUUUGUGCUCAUCGACUUGCAUAUCAUGAAAUUCACGAGCUUGAAUCAUCUCCACUUCCCAAGGGCGAGAAUAGGAUGCGGCAGGCUAAAAAGU